Messenger RNA from Chilo suppressalis (striped riceborer), 1037 nucleotides. Lineage: Eukaryota; Metazoa; Arthropoda; Insecta; Lepidoptera; Crambidae. The record is from the annotation of a GenBank genome assembly.
GGUUUAGUGAUAAAAAAUUAAAGUAGACAAUCAACCCGGACCCAACACUUUAAAAGCAUAACGACAGUUCAAAUGAGAUGGCAAUAGUAAAAACUUAUGUCAAUGAUUUUGCCAGUUCAAGAAAGGCGAAAUUUUUAUUCAAUCAUUAACGGCCGAUAAUAUAGGAUGCGUUAUUGCGAUAUCUGUUUUUAGUACAUUAUGUAUUAAAUUAGAACAGCUGCGAAAUUACACACCGCUGUGAUAAUAUAACGACGCUAUAAAAGUAGGGCGCAUUAUCGCAAUAACGCAUCCGUUAUUAUAGACCCAUUAAAACGUGCAUAUGGGGUUAAGGCUAGUAUCUGUGGGCAUUUACACUUUGACAAACUGUGUCAGUUUUGAAGGUUUUCACUUUUAUAAUAACAAUCUGACACUCUAACUGACACUGUAAUAGGUAUGUGAAUUUAUAAAUUUUCUUUUGAAUAAAUAAGUUGUUGCUAACAAAAAAGUACAUCAAAAUGUUAAUACCGACUUGUGUUAUAAAAUUCUUCGAAUUGAUGCUAACUAUAGCCUGCUUGACUCUCCACCACUACAGUUACGACCUCACGGAUAUUCCGACACUGAUGCUUUGCUCAGGCACAUACAUUGGAUACGUUGUGAUACUCUCUGGAGAGAUAGUAGGUGAAGCAGUAUCAGCAGCAGCAGACGCGUACGUUGACGCGUGGUGGUCGGCGUCGGGCGGCGUGUUGUUCGGUUUAUGCGGUGCAUUGACGCUGCGUUGGUGGCGCGACGUACCCGCCUGCAUGCGACGCAGCUACGCUCAAGCGUCCGCUGUCUGCUCGCUAGCUGCCGCCGCGCUGCUCACUAUAGACGCGCUGCUUGCCGUCUGCUCAGCCCACAAAGACGACGCCAGCACUAGAACUAAGUCUAGGAAGCCCGUUUCCAAAGGUUGUUCAUAACGUGACUGAUUUGUUGAUAUUAGAGAUUUUAGAACUUCAAUUUUACUAUCGUAUAAAGUUUCAUUUGUAAUGUGUUUAAUAAAGUAUUUCAUCGAAGAUGUU